This is a messenger RNA of Clunio marinus, 7179 nucleotides long. The record is from the annotation of a GenBank genome assembly. NCBI's taxonomy places the organism in Eukaryota, Metazoa, Arthropoda, Insecta, Diptera, Chironomidae.
AGUUACGUUGCAGAGUUCGUCGAGUGAUCAUCUUAAAAAAAUAUUUUGAGAAGUGCAAGUGCCUUGUGUGUUGAGUUUGCUGUGAAGAAGAAAACAUAAAAAGAUAUUCGAGGAAAAAAAAUAAGAAAUACAAAGUGAGAAAAAAAAAUAAGGCAAGAAAGCAAAAUCAAGUGACUCAGUACGCGAAAAGUUCAAGCCAUUUAUGGUGAUGUGUUAGCUCUGAAAGUCAAAUUUGAAUUAAAAUUGUGUGAUCGCCUGGAAAAAUCAUUAAAAUCAUAAGAUUUAAUUGUGAAGUAAUAAACAUAAAAUUGAAUCAAUAACGGGAAUUUUGAUCGAAUCAAAAUGGUCAUAAGCAAGACAAAAUCGGGUAAAAAAGAUUUAAAAUCGAGCGAGAAAAAUGUUUCGCAGACGAUCGCGUCAUCGGGCGUUGUAUCAAGCUCAUCAACAAGUUCAAUGAUUACGAGCGGUGGUCAACCGAAGUCUGACACUGUAGUCAUAACAACUCAUCAACAACCAAUCAGAGAAGAAAUGGUCGUUCAAAAAUCUUCUUCUUCGAACAUGGUAACCAAGUCAUCAUCAUCGACAAAGGUUUCAUCUUCGAAAUCAUCAGCACAGGAGAAGAACUUCUAUUCAACAUCAUCCAGCAGCACUUCUAAAGCUUCAAAAUCAAGUAAGAUGCACCAGAUGCAAUCUCAUUCUGAUGCUUUUUUACAUGGGGAACGAUCCAUGUACGAUAUUGAUGCAAAAAGAAUUAAGUACGAUUCAAAUGUUCUUGAAUCUGCUGAUUUGCAGAAUGUCUCAAAAGAUUACGAAAUGAUGUCAAAUUUGGAUAAUUUGGUGUCAGUUGAAAUUGAGUCUAAAGAUGCACGUGCCAACAGUUCCACGAGCAAUGAAAUGGUUACCAAUACAUUUUCAAAAGGCAGCAGCUAUGGAAAUAGAAAUGAUGUAAUCACUGUUGAGAGUGGAAGGAAAAGCGGAGAGACAACAACAUCAACUGCAAUGAGUGGCGAGGUCAUAGAAUUGCCGUCUGUAAUUCAAGGGUCUUCUUCGACUGCUACUUCAUCGGCAAUGUCUCAAGAAUUCUUUUCAUCAUCGGCAAUGGAAUCGUCCGAGGUCGGUAAACGGGAAAUGAAAUCGUCGGCUUCUAAAAACGUCGCUUCGUCAAAGUUUAUUAAAGAUGGUCACGUUAUAGACAAUAAAAAUGUCGCAGACACGACAACAACAUUUACUUCAAAAGUUUAUGAUGACAAAACUAAAUCUUGGGUGGUUGUUGAACAGGCAUCAGUUAAUGAAACUGACAUCAUGAUGCCGACAACCAUUUCUAAUACAACAACAUCAAUUGAUCACAAUGCUUCGUCAUCAAAUAAUAACUUCAACACAGUGACAAAUUCGUCUACAUCUGGAAUUAAUUCUUCAAAUAUGGUAAUUGAUUCAAUGAAUACGAAUACUAACAGUAAACUGAUGAAAUCCGAUGUGCAAAUGAGCUCAAAGUCAUCAAAGGAAGUUCUCGAGAAGCAUGUCAGUAAUAAAAAAGAGUCUAGUCGUGAUGAAAAAAUUGUGACAACUUCAUCAAACGAAACUGUGCAAGUUUUUGAUAAUAAAACAAAAACUUGGAAAAAUGUUGAUGCAAGCAGUAUAGAUCGUCAGAAGCGACCUUCAUAUGUUCGCUACCGAAGUCAAAAUGCCGAUGGAUCAUGGCAUACGAUUUAUAAGCGUAAGUUGUAUGAUCAGUUCACUAAGCAAUGGCGCAUUGUCGACGAAAAAGUUGUCAACAGUAAUGACACUGUAACAACAGACAUUCCCCAUAUGAUUGAUAAUGCAACCAAUCUAACGACAACAACCUACACAACUAAAGUGUAUGAUACAAGGACCGGUAAAUGGACAAUUGUUGAUGAAAAAUCUUAUGUCGAUACUGAACAGGUUAACGUAACCCAAGACAUUAAACGUGAAAUUGAAAAUGACCAAGCUGAUCUUGCUAAUGUUAUCACCACAACGGAAACUACAAAGAUUUUCGAUGCCAGCACAAAUAAGUGGAAAUUGGUUGAUGAGAAACAGCACACUGAUGUCUAUGAAAAAAUUAUUGAGGGCCCGAUCGAAGAAGAUUUACUUUAUAGACGAAACAUAACUGACGAAACGAAUAUCAUCAAUAACUUGGAACGAAAUUUGUUGCAAGAAAAGUUAGAUGAAAGACAUACUAAGACAACGGAUUCUGUCGAUUACAUUCGAAGUGACCAUCUAAUUGACGAAAGUAUUUCAUCGUCAGAUUUGGUAAACCAGGUGGUUAUAAAGGAAGAUGUUCGAUCAAGGAAAGAUAAGAAAAAAGUCGACAAAUUCUAUAGCGAAACUUCGACUCAUAAAGAGCAGUGUAUUUGUGAGAUGUGCACUUGUGGGAGACAUCGCUGUCCACAUGAAGAACCCGAACAUUUAACAAUAGAAGGUGACUUCUACACACCAGAAAAAGAUUCUUAUAAGCCAGCAGAAAAACAAAAACCAUUCAAACCUCAGGACAAUUUGAUUGUUGAAGGAACUUUUGAGGGAAAACGAACUGACGAUUAUAAAGUUUACAAAGCAGAGCGUUCAACUAUUGUGCGUCAUGAAGACAAUCUUAAAGUAACUGGAGGUGAAUUUUAUAGCUCGACUACAACUAGAGCAGAUUACCAAAGGGAAACAGAUGAAGAUCAUCCAAUAAGACGUAACACUUAUACAAAAGAAGAUACAGAAGAGACAACUAUUCGAAGAAGAACUUGGACAAAAGAAGAACUUGAAGAAGUCAGAUUGAAAGCUCAAGAAACUGACAAACCGAAAUACAAAGCGAUAGACAGACCACAGCAAGUGAAACCAACUGACAACCUCAAACCAGAAGGAGAAUUUUAUAGUCCAACAAAAGGAGAAUUUAUUCCAGCUGAUAGACCUCAACAGGUUCGUCCUGCUGACAACCUUAAGCCAGAAGGAGAUUUCGUUCGAGAUCGCAAACCAGAAUACCGCCCAGGUGAACGUCCACAACAAGUGAAACCAGCUGAUAAUCUCAAGCCAGAAGGAGAAUUUUAUAGUCCGACAAAAGGAGAAUUUGUCCCAGCUGAUAGACCUCAACAGGUCCGUCCUACUGACAAUCUCAAGCCAGAAGGAGAUUUCGUUCGAGAUCGCAAACCAGAGUAUCGUCCUGCUGAACGCCCACAACAAGUGAAACCAGCUGAUAAUCUCAAGCCAGAAGGAGAAUUUUAUAGUCCGACAAAAGGAGAAUUUGUCCCAGCUGAUAGACCUCAACAGGUCCGUCCUACUGACAAUCUCAAGCCUGAAGGAGAUUUCGUUCGAGAUCGCAAACCAGAAUAUCGUCCUGCUGAACGUCCACAACAAGUGAAACUAACUGACAACUUGAAAACUGAUGGUCAAUUCUACACUCCAACAAAGGAACAAUUUGUUCCUGCUGAUCGUAGAGUUCCUGUCAAACAUGACGACAAUUUGAGACCUGAAGGAGAGUUCUAUACUCCAACAAAGGAACAAUAUGUUCCAGCUGAUAGACCUCAACAGGUCCGUCCGACUGACAAUCUCAAGCCAGAAGGAGAUUUCGUUCGAGAUCGCAAACCAGAAUAUCGUCCAGCUGAACGUCCACAACAAGUGAAACCAACUGACAACUUGAAAACUGAUGGUCAAUUCUACACUCCAACAAAGGAACAAUUUGUUCCUGCUGAUCGUAGAGUUCCUGUCAAACAUGACGACAAUUUGAGACCUGAAGGAGAGUUCUAUACUCCAACAAAGGAACAAUAUGUUCCAGCUGAUAGACCUCAACAGGUCCGUCCUACUGACAAUCUCAAGCCAGAAGGAGAUUUCGUUCGAGAUCGCAAACCAGAAUAUCGUCCAGCUGAACGUCCACAACAAGUGAAACCAACUGACAACUUGAAAACUGAUGGUCAAUUCUACACUCCAACAAAGGAACAAUUUGUUCCUGCUGAUCGUAGAGUUCCUGUCAAACAUGACGACAAUUUGAGACCUGAAGGAGAGUUCUAUACUCCAACAAAGGAACAAUAUGUUCCAGCUGAUAGACCUCAACAGGUUCGUCCUACUGACAAUCUCAAGCCAGAAGGAGAUUUCGUUCGUGAUCGCAAACCAGAGUAUCGUCCAGCCGAACGUGCUCAACAAGUUCGACCUACAGAUAAUUUGAAACCAGAAGGAGAUUUCCAGAGAGCAGAAAAACCACAGUUCAAACCAGCUGAGAAGGUCACUCCCAAGAGACCUACUGACAACCUUCGUCCUGAGGGAGAUUUCCAAAAACCUGAGAAACCAGAAUAUAGACAGGCCGAGAAGGUUACACAAAUUCGUCAUGAAGAUAAUUUGAAAAUGGAAGGAACUUUCUAUUCUCCUGAGAAACCACAAUUCCAAAGUGCUGAGAGACCUGUUGCAAAGAGACCAACAGAUAAUUUGAAACCCGAAGGAGAUUUCCAGAGAGCAGAAAAACCACAGUUCAAACCAGCUGAGAAGGUCACUCCCAAGAGACCUACUGACAACCUUCGUCCUGAGGGAGAUUUCCAAAAACCUGAGAAACCAGAAUAUAGACAGGCCGAGAAGGUUACACAAAUUCGUCAUGAAGAUAAUUUGAAAAUGGAAGGAACUUUCUAUUCUCCUGAGAAACCACAAUUCCAAAGUGCUGAGAGACCUGUUGCGAAGAAGCCAACAGAUAAUUUGAAACCCGAAGGAGAUUUCCAGAGAGCAGAAAAACCGCAGUUCAAACCGGCUGAAAAGGUCACUUCCAAAAAGCCUACUGAUAAUCUUAAAGUAGAAGGAGAAUUCCACAAACGCCCAGAAAAUCAAUAUUCUCCUGGUGAACGUCCAGUUGCGAAAAAGCCGAAAGAUAAUUUGCAUGUAGAAGGAGACUUCCAGAGAGUUGAGAAGCCACAGUUUAAACCUGCAGAAAAAGUUACUGCUAAAAAGCCUAUUGACAAUCUUAAAGUAGAAGGGGACUUCCAGUCACCGGAAAAACCACAAUUCAAGCCAGCUGAGAGGGUAACACAAAUUCGUCACGAAGAUAACUUAAAGAUAGAAGGAGAAUUCGAGAAAAGGCAAACAACUCAAUAUAGACCCGGUGAUCGACCAACUGCCAAAAAACCUCUUGACAACCUUAAACCUGAGGGAGAUUUCUAUACACCAGAUAAGAAACAAUUUUCUCCUGGAGAGCGACCGGUUGCUAAGAAACCUUCUGAUAAUUUGAAAAUGGAAGGUUCCAUGACAGUGACGAAGAGAAAUGAAUACGGGCAAAACGUUGAAACUGCUAAGACUACUCACGUUAGAGACAAGCACACUUCCACUGUUAAAUCUUCAAUUGUAUUAGGAGAAGAUCAAUCGAUUAUGAAAUCAACUAAUCAAAUGAACUACAAUAAAGUAGUCACUGCUCAAAAAGACAACGUUGUUGUUGAGAAAGCUCCAAUUAAAGAUAACGAAAUGAGAAGAGAUGGAGCAAUAAUGAUAACAACGAAAAAGGUUACAACCGUUCUGGCUAACCAAGCAAAGAAUAAAGAGAAUCGAGUUGGAGGGCGUAAAAAUGUUUCUAGCAUUUCAUUUGAUGAUCAAAAUAUUAGCAUAAAUCGUCAAAGUAAGGUUAAUGUUGUUAACAAUGUAAAAGAAAAUACAGUGAUAAAAGAAGGUUCCAUUGCUACUCAUUCAUCCGAAAGAGUUGUGAAUGGAGUGACAACUUCUGCUGUUGUGAAUGGACAAACAAGACAAUCUGUUGAUUCAACUACUCGAAGUGGUGUUAACCAGCAGACAGUUGAUUCUUCGAAAUCUUCAACAGAAAGGAGUUCUACUUCAAAGACUCAAACUUCGAGUCAUCAAAUUCAAAAUUCUUCUUCGACAUCAUCUCAUCAUCAAAUUCACGAAAAAUCAUCCAUAAAUCAAAGUGGAAUAACUUCCAACAUUAGUCACACUGAUGGAAUUGAUAGAACUUCAACAUCACAAACAUUAGGCGGCUCAUCUCAACAUCAUCGCAAAAAUGUAAUCAGCGAAUCUUCUGAGCAGAUGUCAAAUGCUAUUUUAACUCGUAAAUCUACAGAUCGAAAUAAUGAAAUCGCAUAUUCUAAAGGUUUGAGUACUACUGGCGCACAACAAAGGAAAAGCAUUAGCAAUUUGCAUGAACAAUCUCAGUUCUCUACUAAUGUAGGAACAGAUAGAAAGAGUUUAAGUUAUAUUCAUCGUACAGGUGGUGGAAGUGGCGAAUAUUAUCAUACAUCAGAAUGCCAGAUGCAUCCUACACAACAAAGAUCAUCUAUGGAAACAACAUCACAUCAAACUUACAGAAAUACUGGGCAAGAUGGUGGUUAUGGAAACACACAAGAAUUACGAAACUACGAUAAAUCUAGUGGUCGUAACAUUACAUCCACAUCAAAGACAUCGUCAUCACAAGUGUCAAAAUCUCAUCAUUCUGAAAUGCAUCAACAACAUUUGUCAUCUAGUUCAUCUACUUCGAGAAAUAUUUCUCAAAGCACUGGAGGAUCAAACACACAUAUAAUGUCGUCUGAUCAUCGCUCAAUUUCUUCAGGUGGUGGUGGAGUGUUAGGUGGAAAUGGAACUGGUGGAAACUCAUAUUCAACAUCAACCACUUCCCGUAUAACAUCAACUCCAACUGCUGGUGCCACAUCUAUUCAACUUGCUAAUCAAAAUCGUUCCGAAUAUCGCAUUUCUUCAGGUGGUGGAGGUGUCGUAAGUGGUCGUGGAAGCGGUGGAAGCUCACAAGAUUCAAAAUCUCAUCAUGCUGAAAUGCAUCAACAACACAUGUCAUCUACUUCAUCCACUUCAAGGAAUGUAUCUCAAUCGACUGGUGGAACAAAUUCACAUACUGAAUAUCGCACAGCGUCUUCAAGUGGUGGAGGCGUAUUAGGUGGAAGUGGAACUGGUGGAAACUCAUUUUCAACAACUACUUCACGUGCUACAUCGACUCCAAUUGCUGGUGCUUCAUCAAUUCAACUUGCUGCAAAUCAAAAUCGUUCAGUUAGACGACAUCAAGCAACAUCAUCUUCGAUAGUAUUUGGCGGAUAUGAGGGAUCAAAUAAUGCGCAACGUUUUUCUUCGACAUCACGUUCUGAAUACGUUAAAGACUCAUUCAAACCAUGUCCAGCAAGUCACAUUGACAAGAAUCAUAUGAAACAAACUAGACAGACAAAGUCUCAUCAAUUCUUCUUACGAGAAGAAUGA